This is a messenger RNA of Oryzias melastigma (Indian medaka), 943 nucleotides long. RefSeq names its product forkhead box L3 (gene foxl3). NCBI's taxonomy places the organism in Eukaryota, Metazoa, Chordata, Actinopteri, Beloniformes, Adrianichthyidae. The transcript has 3 exons. Gene Ontology annotation, biological process: anatomical structure morphogenesis; regulation of transcription by RNA polymerase II; cell differentiation. The record is from RefSeq and is a predicted model, not a curated record. Gene Ontology annotation, molecular function: DNA-binding transcription factor activity, RNA polymerase II-specific; RNA polymerase II cis-regulatory region sequence-specific DNA binding. Bases 36 to 755 code for a protein of 239 amino acids.
UGCAGGAGGACAGCUCGGACCCCCCAGGAGGAGAAAUGUUCGACAACUCCCACUACCCCUUCAACUGCUUCAACUACGACGGGGACGGAUACCCUUCCUCCAGCACGGACGAGGAGAAGAAGAUCUGCCGACCCGCGUACAGCUACAUCGCUCUGAUCGCCAUGGCGAUCCAGCAGAGCCCCGAGCAGCGGGUCACGCUGUCGGGCAUCUACGAGUUCAUCAUGAAGCGCUUCCCGUACUACCGCUCCAACCAGCGGGCCUGGCAGAACUCCAUCCGCCACAACCUGUCCCUGAACAGCUGCUUCAUCAAGGUUCCUCGGACGGAGGGAAACGACAAAGGAAAGGGGAAUUACUGGACGUUUGCCACCGGCUGCGAGUCCAUGCUCGACCUGUUCGAAAACGGCAACUUCCGCCGCCGCCGCCGCCGGCGGAACGUGAAGAUCAGCCUCCACGACCCGGGAGAAAACGCCUUCCACCCUCUGGAGGGCCGGGCCGACCCCGCCUCCACCCUCUGCCCUCUGAACCCCGAGAGGUCCCGGCCCGGCGCCCCUCACAGCCGCCUCCUCCUUAACCCCGCCCCGCCGGGGAAACCCGAGUCGGAGAUUAAGUUCAGCAUUGACUACAUCCUGUCCACGCCGGAUCCGCCGCCGCCGGGCCUCCGGUCCGCUCACGGCCCCGUGCACGUGGUUCCCGCCGCGCCGCCCGUCCACGUUCUGGAGCCCCAACACCUCAACCUCCACUUCUGGACUCUCUGAACCGCCAAAGAACUCCACAGCCGGACAGAGUACGGAAGCCCGCAGCGCUCAAAACAGUCGAGUCCAUGCGUUGAUGUUUACAUUCUGUCCUGUCACUUCCCGCCGCGCAAACUCCGCCAUGUUGGACGUUUAAUUUAUGUCUUUCAGUCACUUAAGAGUCGAUAAAGAAAAGCAAAUCCUUCUGGAAA